Molecule: messenger RNA, 3235 nt
Organism: Cynoglossus semilaevis (tongue sole)
Lineage: Eukaryota; Metazoa; Chordata; Actinopteri; Pleuronectiformes; Cynoglossidae
Gene: actn2b
Product: actinin, alpha 2b
Exons: 21
Coding region: 212-2902 (896 amino acids)
Molecular function (GO): calcium ion binding; protein binding
Source: RefSeq, a predicted model, not a curated record
UGACAGUCGCUUGUUCAUCUGUGGCAACCAGGGCCAGACUGUCUGUCAGGUCAGGAGGACAAGGGCAAGUGUGUGUGAGUGUGUGACGAGCAGCGAGUCAAAGAGGAGAAGUGGCAGUGAACGCACCAUCAACUUCUUUUACAGUACACUGAAGGGAUAAGACGCGAUUUUUGAGUUUAUUCGGGUGGAACAGAAAGUAAACGGCGCAAAGAUGAUGACGAUGACCCAGGUGGAGACCACGAUCCACUAUGACAAUGGCUACGAGGAUGAGUACAUGUUGCAGGAGGAUGAGUGGGACAGGGACAUGCUACUGGACCCAGCCUGGGAGCAGCAGCAGAGGAAAACCUUCACAGCCUGGUGUAACUCCCACCUGAGGAAAGCUGGCACUCAAAUUGAAAACAUCGAGGAAGACUUCAGGAACGGACUCAAACUCAUGCUGCUCCUGGAGGUCAUCUCAGGAGAGCGGUUAGCAAAGCCCGACAGAGGGAAGAUGAGGUUUCAUAAGAUUGCAAAUGUCAACAAAGCCUUGGACUUCAUCACAAGCAAAGGAGUGAAACUGGUUUCCAUUGGAGCUGAAGAGAUUGUGGAUGGUAAUGUGAAGAUGACUCUGGGGAUGAUCUGGACCAUCAUCCUCCGCUUUGCCAUUCAGGACAUUUCUGUAGAAGAAACAUCUGCCAAAGAAGGUCUGCUACUGUGGUGUCAGAGAAAGACUGCCCCCUACAGGAAUGUCAAUGUCCAGAACUUCCAUGUCAGCUGGAAGGACGGCCUGGCCUUCUGCGCCCUGAUUCAUAGACACAGACCCGACCUCCUCGACUACUCUAAGCUCAACAAGGAUGAUCCCAUGGGGAACCUGAACCUGGCUUUUGACAUAGCUGAGAAACACCUGGACAUUCCCAAAAUGCUGGACGCAGAAGAUAUCAUCAAUACCCCCAAGCCUGAUGAACGAGCCAUCAUGACCUACGUGUCCUGCUUUUACCAUGCUUUUGCUGGAGCAGAGCAGGCAGAGACAGCUGCCAACAGGAUCUGUAAGGUGCUGGGCGUCAACCAGGAGAAUGAGAAACUGAUGGAGGAGUACGAGCGGCUGGCCAGUGAGCUGCUGGAGUGGAUCCGCCGCACCACACCCUGGCUGGAGAACCGGACCCCGGAGAAGACCAUGGCGGAGAUGCAGCAGAAGCUGGAAGAUUUCAGGGACUACAGACGCCAGCACAAGCCUCCCAAGGUGCAGGAGAAGUGCCAGCUAGAAAUUAACUUCAACACCCUUCAGACCAAGCUGCGCAUCAGCAACCGCCCCGCGUUCAUGCCCUCGGAGGGCAAGAUGGUGUCCGACAUUGCCACUGCAUGGCAGGGCCUGGAGCAGGCGGAGAAAGGAUAUGAGGAGUGGCUUCUGACUGAGAUCCGCCGUCUGGAGAGACUGGAUCACCUGGCGGAGAAGUUUCGCCAAAAAGCCACAAAUCAUGAGAACUGGGCCGAUGGUAAGGAGCAGAUCCUCUCCCAGAAGGAUUACGAAACAACCACCUUGACAGAAAUCAGAGCGCUGCUCCGUAAACACGAGGCCUUCGAGAGCGACUUGGCAGCUCACCAGGACAGAGUGGAGCAGAUUGCCGCCAUCGCACAGGAGCUAAAUGAACUGGACUACCAUGAUGUAGCUGCUGUAAACCAGCGGUGCCAGAGCAUCUGUGACUUGUGGGAUAAACUGGGAACCCUGACUCAGAAGAGGAGAGAAGCUCUGGAGCGGACGGAGAAGUUGCUGGAGACUAUUGAUCAGCUGUUCCUGGAGUUUUCUAAGAGAUCUGCUCCGUUCAACAACUGGAUGGAAGGAGCCAUGGAGGAUCUGCAGGACAUGUUCAUCGUCCACACCAUUGAAGAAACUCAGAGUCUAAUCGCUGCCCAUGAACAGUUCAAAGCGACUCUACCUGAGGCUGAUGCUGAGAGACAGGCCAUCCUGGGAAUCCACAAUGAGGUGCUGAAAAUUUCACAGAGUUACGGGAUCAAGGCCAACAUUACCAACCCUUACAGCACCAUCACAACAGAGGAGCUGCUCAACAAAUGGGAAAAGGUGAAGAAGCUGGUGCCUCAGAGGGACGGUGCCCUUCAGGAGGAGAUGGCACGCCAGCAUGCCCACGAAAGACUGAGACGACAGUUUGCUGCCCAGGCUAAUCUAAUCGGGCCCUGGAUCCAGGCCAGGAUGGAGGAAAUUGGACGCUGCUCGUUGGAGAUCAGAGGAGCCCUGGAGGACCAGAUGACUCAGCUGAAGCAGUGCGAGCACGUCAUCGUGGCCUACAAGCCCAACAUCGACAAGUUGGAGGGAGAUCACCAGCUGAUCCAGGAGUCGCUAGUGUUUGACAACAAACACACCAACUACACCAUGGAGCACAUCCGUGUCGGGUGGGAGCUGCUCCUGACGACCAUCGCCCGAACCAUCAAUGAGAUCGAGACCCAGAUCCUGACCCGUGACGCCAAGGGCAUCAGUCAGCAACAGAUGAACGAGUUCCGAUCCUCUUUUAGCCACUUUGACCGGAAGAAGAAUGGAGCGAUGGAGACCGACGACUUCAGAGCGUGUCUCAUCUCCAUGGGAUACGACUUGGGCGAGGUGGAGUUCGCCCGUAUCAUGAUCCUGGUGGACCCCAACGGCACCGGCAUCGUGUCCUUCCAGUCCUUCAUCGACUUCAUGACCAGAGAGACGGCAGAUACCGACACCGCCGAGCAGGUGGUGGCGUCCUUCCGCAUCCUGGCAGCGGACAAGCCCUACAUCCUGGUGGAGGAGCUGAGGAGAGAACUUCCCCCAGAACAGGCAGAGUACUGCAUCAUGAGGAUGCCUCCGUACAAAGUCCACGGAGCACCGCCGGGAGCCCUGGACUACACCGCCUUCUCCACCGCCCUCUACGGAGAGAGCGACCUUUAACCCUUCACUGUCUGACGCCCAAACCCACUGACCCUCAUGGCUCCUUGUGUUAGUGAAUUCAUAGAGAAUCUAAACUCAAACAUGUUAGAUGUAAAGUGUUAGCCACAGUUUUAGCCACAGUGUUAGCGACACAUUACUCUGUGUAUAAUCACGUUGAGCGCUUCUUUGUGUCGUGAUGCUCCGGUCGUGAAAAUAUAAGCCCAGAGUAAAGGUUUCUGUCAGGUUUGAGUUUUGCCAUCGGAGAAUAAAGCAUUUUCUGACACCUGUGCAGCGGCAGAGAUUGUGCAGCAGUAGUUUGUCAGUCGAAGAAAAUUGGACAUAAAAAUCCACUCU